AUGAGUCCUAGGAUACGUAAGUUGUCCGAAAAAUUUAAUGGUGUCAUGUUCAGGGUAAUUGAAGGAGCAGCAUUUCGAGGUUCUUCGGACAAGUUAUUUACACAUCAUAAUGGAAAUUUUUUGGGUCUUGUCGAGUUGUUAGGAAAAUUUGAUUUAGUAAUGAAUGAACACGUUCGUCGUGUCAUGUCUCGUGAAACUCAUGUACAUUAUUGUGGAAAAACUAUUCAAAAUGAAAUUAUUAAUAUAAUUGGGAACUUAACACGUGACAAUAUACUAAGUCGAGUUCGCAAAGCUAAAUAUUAUAGUAUUAUGUUAGAUUGUACUCCAGAUAUUAAUCAUGUUGAACAACUUUCUUUGACUUUGAGAAUUUUUGAUAUCGACGAAAUGUGCAUUAAAGAACAUUUUAUAGAAUUUGAACCAAUAUUCAACUCGUCUGGUGAAGGAAUUUAUGAGUCUAUAUUAAGUAUGUUGAAAAGUUGUAAACUAGAACUAAAUGACUGUAGAGGUCAGGGAUAUGACAAUGGGGCAAACAUGAAGGGAAAAAAUAAAGGCGUUCAAGCACGAAUAUUAAGAGCAAAUCCUCGAGCUUUUUUUAUGCCAUGUGGUUGCCAUUCACUGAAUUUAGUAGUCGGAGACAGUGUUUCUUGUUCUAUUGAGUCAAAGAACUUUUUUGGGACGAUUCAAAGAAUUUAUGUUUUAUUCUCUGCAUCUGUUGAACGUUGGCAUAUCUUAAAAAAACAUGUAAAAUCUUUAACUGUUAAGUCACUUUGCGAAACUCGAUGGGAAUGUAGAAUAGAUUGUAUUAAUGCUAUUAAAAAUGAAAUCUCACAAAUAAUAGAUGCACUGAUAGAGUUAACCGAAUUAAAUACUGCUGAUCAUUUAGUUAUUUCUGAAGCUAAUUCAUUAAUUCAAUUUAUAGAGAGAUUCGAUUUUUUAGUUUUAAUAACUGGUCAUACAGAAGCUAUAAAAUCUGCUGAAAAAUUAGCUUUACAAUUAAAUGUUGAACCGAAAUUUAGAGUCACUCGUGUAAUACGUAGAAAAAAACAAUUUGAUCAUGAAUCUAGAGACGAAGCUUCAGAACCCCAAAACCCAGAAUUAUAUUUCAAACAGCAUGUAUUUAAUAACAUACUAGACCAAGCAAUAUCUUCUAUUUCUGAACAAAAUAAAAGCCACGAAGAUCUAUUAAAAUCGUGUAAGGAUCUACAUUUAAAACUUAACGAUCAGAAUAAAGAUAAGACAGAGUGCGAUUUGAAUGGUAUAGAUUUGUGUAAUGAAAUUGAGAUUGUAAGAUCAUUAUACUCUAAAAAAGAUAGCUGUCCAUUGGAAAUCUUAAGAUUUAUUAAUGAUAACAAAUUACAAGAUACCUUACCAAACUUAUGGGUGGCUUUAAGAAUUAUGAUGACAAUUCCUGUAACUACUGCAAGCUGCGAGAGAAGUUUCAGCAAAUUGAAGUUAAUAAAAACGUACUUGAGAUCAACAAUGACAGAAGAACGUCUCAACAAUUUAGCAUUAAUCAGUAUAGAAAAUGAUAUAGUUUCUAAAUUAGAUCUAAACGAAGCAAUACAAAAUUUUGCUGAUUUAAAAUCUAGAAAAAAAUGUUUAUUUUAA
Messenger RNA from Melanaphis sacchari, 1608 nucleotides. Its product is annotated as zinc finger MYM-type protein 1-like. Bases 1 to 1608 code for a protein of 535 amino acids. Gene Ontology annotation, molecular function: protein dimerization activity. The record is from RefSeq and is a predicted model, not a curated record. Lineage: Eukaryota; Metazoa; Arthropoda; Insecta; Hemiptera; Aphididae. The transcript is spliced from 4 exons.